Dreissena polymorpha is the source of this 1042-nucleotide messenger RNA. RefSeq lists its product as uncharacterized. The transcript has 4 exons. Lineage: Eukaryota; Metazoa; Mollusca; Bivalvia; Myida; Dreissenidae. Bases 115 to 714 code for a protein of 199 amino acids. The record is from RefSeq and is a predicted model, not a curated record.
GCAAAACGAUUGAUAACAUAAUGUUUGUAUGUUAGGUAACCGUGAAACAAUGCUGAUAUAUUUUUCUAUAAAUCUUGGUACAGAAAUGGUCAGUAUGAAUAAAUAAUAUUAAAAAUGGUGUGUCGAAUGAGAUGUGUAUUCAUUGUUUGCGCGGGGAUUAUGUUUGUUGGAAAGUCCGAUGCAGCAAUUGCUAACAGUCUUCCAAAUGGAACAACAAUAGCUCCAGUAACGAACGAGCUUAAUUGCUACACAUGCUACGGAGUUGGUAAUGCAAACCACUGUCUGAAUUACUCGAACUUCGAGGUUGCGCACACAAUGUGGCGACAGUCAGUACCCAACUCGGAUGGCCCUGUAAAAAUAGAGACGUGCAAGAGUCCAUUCAAUGCCUCCUGCAUGAUUCUCACUUACAACAAUGAAAAUGGCGAGGUGUUUCACUCAAGGAGUUGUUCGGAUGACGUUACCUUCGGCCUAGAUCCAGACAAAUGGGCCCGGUACUUGCCCAUAACAAAACACGUACAAAAGGACAACGAAACAGAGUGUGCUUGGGAUGACACCGAUAUGAUUUGCGUUAAAUUGUGUAUGGGUGACUCGGGCGAACCGUGUAAUGGACCACAAUUGGCGGGCAAUUUUAUUUCCGCUUCCAGUUUGCUGUAUGUUGUUUGCGCAUGCUUGCAACUACUGAUGCAUGCGUUCUUGCAGCUAUCGGUCUAUUGAUUUAUUCAUUCUCUAUAUCUACAUUGUUUAUUUGUACAAAGUCAAAUAUCAAUGGCGUUGUGCCUUUUAACAGUUGAUGGCAAAUUACUCAAAGUGUUGAUUUAUAAGCCGUCUAAGAAUCAAGCAAUACACGUCAACAGGACAGCACUUGUUAAGUACACUGCUAAUAUAUAAUCCAAUCGUUGAAUACGUUAUAUUAACUUAUUUUAACACACAUACGCACAUAUUAAUACAAUCUUUUUCAGACAUAUCUGCGUGUUUGGUCAUGUAUCGAUUCCCAAUACAGGUGAACAUUGUAAAAUGAAGAAAUAAACCAUUACGGCAGACA